Molecule: messenger RNA, 432 nt
Organism: Plasmodium malariae
Lineage: Eukaryota; Apicomplexa; Aconoidasida; Haemosporida; Plasmodiidae
Product: conserved protein, unknown function
Exons: 5
Coding region: 1-432 (143 amino acids)
Source: RefSeq, a predicted model, not a curated record
AUGUAUGUGUAUAAAUAUUCAACUUACUCGUUCUACAUUUUAUUAUAUGAAUAUAAAGUACCUUGUGCAUGUAGAUUAUUAAUGGUAAAUAAAUCGGUAACUCUACUUGCAAAAAAUGUCAUUGAAAGUAUUCCCAGUUAUAUAAAAAAAAAAGAUGAAAACAUUUUAAUAAAUCUGCGUGUUAAGCCUAAUGCUAAGAAUACAUCUAUAUAUUUUAACUCGGACAAAGAAGUGCUUAACAUAAGCAUACAAGAACAGCCAGUUAAUAAUCAAUCCAAUGUAGCUAUAAUAAGUUAUUUUUCAGAUAUUUUAAAUCUGAAGAAAAGAGAUAUUUCCAUUGUAUCUGGGUUAAAAUCAAGGGAUAAGGUUUUAAUGGUAUCAAAUAUUUCUUUAGACGAUUUAAAUAACAAAAUUACUGAAAAUGUGGAAUGA